Bursaphelenchus xylophilus (pine wood nematode) is the source of this 483-nucleotide messenger RNA. The record is from the annotation of a GenBank genome assembly. Lineage: Eukaryota; Metazoa; Nematoda; Chromadorea; Rhabditida; Aphelenchoididae.
AUGUCAUCUGCUUCAUCAACAAAUGCCGGCCAGGUCGUACGCCAAUACCAGAAACUCCUCAAGAGGCGGGAAGGCGGCUCGUCAGAGCCGAGCAAGAAAUCUAUCCCCCCCACCCCAAAAAUUCAAACGAUGAACACCCACGAAGUUCGGAUCCUUCGCAUGCGACUAACGCAAGCGACGACAGAAGCGUCGCUAGCGGUGAACAAGUUGAAGGCGGAGUUACUAAAAAUAGAACAAGAAGCCAAGGCCAAAGGAAUUCCAACCAGUCUCCACAUCGGAACAACGAGAGCAAUCCAGUCAAUGAUAAACGGAGUGUUCCUUCCGUCGGACAUCGGCGGGGAGCACUGCGUCCCACCCUACGACCACAGGGCAGAAGGAGCGUCGUUGGCCGGGGCUCUAAACAGAACAGAGCUGGCACCAGGAAAUGACCCACCCAACGUUAAUCAACCCGCAUCCAAAAAUAAUUAUUGUAAGGUUAUUUAA